UUGCGUGGACUGCCGUGUUUUCGUUUUCUAAUCAUGCGCUGGGAAAACAACAUCAUGUCUGAACAAACGGUGUUCUCAUUGACGUGAAUCGGACAGGCUGAUGAUUUUCCGGGUCUUUUUGUAGUGGAAGACCACCCUUUAAUCCAAAAAGUGUCCGGUGAAGUAGUGGGAAGAGAAGCGCAGUGCUGUCUAGCGAGGAGGCCUUAGUGGGACAUGAGUGUCGGUGACUGACAGUUUUCUGCUGCACCGCGCCGCCGGUCAGUCGAGUUCCCACUUCCUCCUCGUCCGUUUGUCGCCACUUGAUCGUCCGACACACACGGCCGCGAUGGACACGGACAAGUUCAGUUAUGUCUACAGCUGCGACUUGGACAUAAACGUGCAGCUUAAAAUUGGCAGCCUGGAAGGGAAGCGGGAGCAGAAGAGCUACAAGGCCCUUCUCCAGGACCCCAUGCUUCGAUUCUCAGGCCUGUACCAGGAGAGCUGCUCUGACCUAUACGUCACCUGUCAGGUGUUUGCCGAGGGAAAACCACUGGCGCUACCUGUCCGCACCUCCUACAAAGCCUUCAGUACGCGCUGGAACUGGAAUGAAUGGUUGAGGCUUCCCGUGAAGUACCCCGACUUACCCCAGAGCGCACAGGUAGCGCUCACCAUCUGGGAUGUGUAUGGGCCUGGCCGAGCCACACCUGUUGGAGGAACCACCGUAACCCUCUUUGGCAAAUACGGGAUGUUUCGACAGGGAAUGCAUGACUUGAAGGUAUGGCCCGGGGUCGAAGGGGAUGGUGGAGAGCCCACCACCACACCAGGCCGCACCAGCAGCAGCUUGACAGAGGACCAGAUGGGACGUCUCGCUAAGCUGACCAAGGCCCACCGUCAGGGUCAUAUGGUGAAGGUGGACUGGCUGGAUCGCCUAACGUUCCGGGAGAUUGAGAUGAUCAAUGAGAGCGAGAAGCGCAGCUCCAACUUCAUGUAUUUGAUGGUGGAAUUUCCACGGGUCAAGACAGGAGAGAAGGAGUAUAGCAUUGUUUAUUACGAGAAGGACGUAGACGAAGCCAUCCCUCUGCUCACCAGCUCAGACAUAGUCAAAGUGCCUGACCCUCAGAUGUCCAUGGAGAACCUGGUGGAGAGCAAGCAUCACAAACUGGCUCGUAGUCUUCGCAGCGGUCCCUCAGACCACGACCUGAAGCCCAAUGCUACAACACGAGACCAGCUCAAUAUCAUUGUGAGCUACCCCCCAACCAAGCAGCUGAGUUCUGAGGAGCAGGACCUGGUGUGGAAGUUUCGCUAUUACCUGACCACCCAAGAGAAGGCCCUGACCAAGUUCCUGAAGUGUGUGAACUGGGCACUACCCCAGGAGGCCAAGCAGGCCCUGGAGUUGCUGGGGAAGUGGAGGCCAAUGGAUGUGGAGGACUCCCUAGAGCUACUUUCCUCCCAGUUCACCAACCCUACUGUGCGGCGCUAUGCUGUGGCCCGACUGCAGCAGGCUGACGACGAGGACUUACUGAUGUACCUGCUGCAGCUGGUUCAGGCAUUAAAAUAUGAGAACUUCAGUGACAUUCAGGGAGGUCUGGAGCCUGGGACCAAGAGGGACAGCCAGGGGGGGCUGGGGGACAGCAGUGCACUUGGAGACACAGACAGCUCCCAAAUACUGGCAGGCUCAACAGUGCCCCCCAGUGCCCAGAAAGGGAAAGAAGGCACAGACAGUGAAAACCUGGAGGACCUGUGCACCUUCCUGAUCUCUCGUGCCUGCAAAAAUUCCACACUGGCCAAUUAUUUGUACUGGUAUGUAAUAGUGGAGUGUGAAGACCAGGACACCCAACAAAGAGACCCCAAGACCCAUGAUAUGUACCUGAAUGUUAUGAGGCGAUUCAGUCAGGCACUGCUCAAGGGUGAUAAGAGUGUGCGGGUGAUGCGCUCCCUUUUGGCCACCCAGCAGACCUUUGUGGACAGGUUGGUGCAGCUGAUGAAGGCCGUCCAGAGGGAAAGUGGAAACCGCAAGAAAAAAACUGAGCGACUGCAGGCACUGCUGGCUGAUAAUGAGAAGGUGAACCUGUCAGAGAUUGAACCCAUCCCCCUCCCCCUGGAGCCGCAGGUCCGCAUCAAGGGAAUUAUCGCAGAAACAGCCACAUUGUUUAAGAGCGCCCUCAUGCCUGCCAAGCUGAUCUUUAAGACCGAAGAUGGAGAGCUGUACCCCGUCAUCUUUAAACAUGGCGACGACCUGCGGCAGGACCAGCUCAUCCUGCAGAUCAUCUCACUCAUGGACAAGCUGCUGAGAAAGGAGAACCUGGACCUCAAACUGACUCCAUAUAAAGUGCUUGCGACCAGCACCAAGCACGGAUUCAUGCAAUUCAUCCAGUCAGUGCCUGUGGCUGAGGUUCUGGCAACAGAGGGGAAUAUCCAGAGCUUCUUCAGGAAACACUCCCCCAGUGACAAGGGGCCCUACGGCAUUAGUUCUGAGGUCAUGGACACCUAUGUCAAGAGCUGUGCGGGGUACUGUGUUAUCACCUAUAUCCUGGGAGUCGGGGAUAGGCACCUGGAUAACCUGCUACUGACUAAAACGGGGAAGCUUUUUCACAUUGAUUUUGGAUACAUCUUGGGGCGAGACCCAAAGCCCCUUCCACCGCCUAUGAAGCUAAGCAAAGAAAUGGUGGAGGGGAUGGGGGGCAUGCAGAGUGAGCAGUACCAAGAAUUCCGAAAGCAGUGCUACACUGCCUUUCUGCACCUUCGCAGGUAUUCCAACCUCAUCCUGAACCUUUUCUCUCUCAUGGUGGAUGCCAACAUUCCAGACAUUGCCCUGGAGCCAGACAAGACUGUUAAAAAGGUGCAGGACAAAUUCAGACUUGACCUGUCUGACGAGGAGGCCGUGCAUUACAUGCAGAGCCUUAUUGAUGAGAGCGUGGGUGCUCUGUUUGCUGCGGUCGUGGAGCAGAUACACAAAUUUGCACAGUACUGGCGGAGGUGAACUGGGCAUACUGCGGGUAGAAGAUCUUUUCAGUCGCUGGACAACAAUCCAGUCUCCUGUACCAUGACACCAAGGGGAACUGCUGAGCAGCACUCCUAUGCCACAAACCCAAGGCCAUGUACUCACUGCCAACGACAGAGGCCACAGCUGCAAAUGUACAAAAACACUCAGAAGAUUCUGCCAUGACUGUGAGGGUAGUGCUGACUUUUGUUUUGUUUGUAUAUAUUUACUAAACUGUAUGGAUAACAUCACUAACCCACAAUGGCCAAAUAAAGAGAGUGACUCCUCAAUUGCUGGUUCCACCUUAAUCUACGGUUAAUGAAUAUACAGAAAAAUUGCCUUUUACGAGGUGGUUGCAGACAGAACUGUUAACACUGAUAAAGAGCAACUGAUGACUGUAUAUCUGUGCUAUGUGUAACUGCAUACCCAGCUUGUUUUUCCUGGAUUUUUUUUUCCCCCAAAAAUGUGAAUUUUAGACCCCUAGGAGAAAGAGCUUUUAUAGUUUCACAGGAAUGAACAGCCACCAACCCUGGGGCCCCAGGAAGCACCUCCAGUGAGGAUGAGAGAGGUGCUUAGUGCCACUUCCUGUAAUAAUAUGUCUCACCCCUAAAAUACACCACCACUACAGGCUCCACGCUCAAAACAAAGACUUGGUAUAGCCAGGCUUCUAUCCAUGUAUAGAAGUUAAA
Molecule: messenger RNA, 3648 nt
Organism: Scleropages formosus (Asian bonytongue)
Lineage: Eukaryota; Metazoa; Chordata; Actinopteri; Osteoglossiformes; Osteoglossidae
Gene: pik3c3
Product: phosphatidylinositol 3-kinase, catalytic subunit type 3
Exons: 25
Coding region: 326-2959 (877 amino acids)
Biological process (GO): autophagy of peroxisome; autophagosome assembly; phosphatidylinositol-3-phosphate biosynthetic process
Cellular component (GO): phagophore assembly site; phosphatidylinositol 3-kinase complex, class III, type II; cytoplasm
Molecular function (GO): 1-phosphatidylinositol-3-kinase activity
Source: RefSeq, a predicted model, not a curated record